CUUUCACAGCUGCAGCGGAUGGUAUUCCAGGUUACACACGCGUGGUUACAUGACCUGACCGGAGAGCAUUUGAAAAGAAAACUUAUAGUGUCAGACAAAACUUGGUGUGGAAUAAGAUGAUCAGUUGUUCGAGAUGGCUACAUCAGUAAGGCGAGUUUUAACCGGUUUGACACGAGCAUCUUUGGGUGAAAUGAUAAUAACCCAUAAAGCUACCUCGGCCGUGAGUAGAUGGCAUUGCGUGCGGUCCCUAGCUUUGAGCUGUCUGCGAUCAGCCAAGUCGAAGCCCACAGAGGAUGAAGUGAACAAGCCCAUCAAGUUUUCAACCAGUAAAGCCAGUCACAGGACCUGGAAAGUUGACAACUCCAUGGGAAGCCACUUCCAGCAGCCCUAUUGGAAAGUUCUUUCCAUCAGCUUGUUUGCAGCUGCCUUUAUUCUGUGGUGUGCGCUGAGAGAGAAUACAGACAUUGAUAAACAGCUGGAUACUGACCUGUUUGAGCAUUUACCAGCCUUGCGUCCACAAGAGGAUGAAGAUGAAAUCCAAAAGAAAUCGGAAUAAUUUAAGUACAUGUAUUUCAGGAUGUUAAUUGUGAGUGAAGCCGUCCAUGGCUUGGACUUGGAGUAAAAUUUUCCAGACAUUACCUUUUGAAAGUGUUUAAAAAAAAAUUAAAAGUUUAAACAUU
Messenger RNA from Betta splendens (Siamese fighting fish), 680 nucleotides. RefSeq names its product ubiquinol-cytochrome-c reductase complex assembly factor 4 (gene uqcc4). The transcript has 2 exons. Bases 134 to 556 code for a protein of 140 amino acids. The record is from RefSeq and is a predicted model, not a curated record. NCBI's taxonomy places the organism in Eukaryota, Metazoa, Chordata, Actinopteri, Anabantiformes, Osphronemidae.